This is a messenger RNA of Heterotrigona itama, 903 nucleotides long. The record is from the annotation of a GenBank genome assembly. NCBI's taxonomy places the organism in Eukaryota, Metazoa, Arthropoda, Insecta, Hymenoptera, Apidae.
GUUUGUAUUCCCAUGAAAAUGUGACGUUUCUGUGGACACGUUGUCACACGUGAAUACACGAAUCUUCAUACAGCUCGCUUUUGCGCAUGCGUGCCAAUGUGGUAGCAAGAUUUUCGAUUUUCGCGGACGUUGUGUGACACUUGUUUUAGAGAAAAUUGAGCACAAAGAACGAUGUCGGGGAAAUCGAAAGCAUUUACCAAAGAAGAAGAGCUUCUUCUUCAGGACUUCUCGCGGAACGUGUCAACGAAAUCUUCGGCUUUAUUUUAUGGCAACGCGUUCAUCGUUUCGGCGAUCCCCAUCUGGCUCUUCUGGAGAAUUCACUUGAUCGACAUUUACGCUAAUUUAAUUUCCUUUGUUCUUGUCACACUGACGAGUACCUACGCCCUCGCCCUGGCAUAUAAAAAUACAAAAUUCGUGCUGAAGCACAAGGAUUUUGUGGAAGAAAAACGAGGUGGCCGAUUACGAAGCGACGACGUUUUCAAUCUUCUACAAUAACGCGUUAUUUUUAGCCCUUGUAAUUGUAUCUUCUUUCUACAUUCUGAAGACAUUCACACCAGCUGUAAAUUACAUAUUCUCUGUGGGUGCAACGAGCGCGUUGCUAGCGCUGUUAUCAACUGGAUCUCAGUAAAAUGUACGCUGUGUGAAACGCAUGAUGGUGAUCAUUUAAAUCGUCAAAUCAGAUAUUUGUGCAAGGCUCUGCGACUGUUUUCACGAAUGAAUGAAUACAUACAUGUAAUAAAAAUCUUUUUUAUUUAUAGUAACUUUAUCGAUCUGUGUUAUUAAAUUCACCCCUGAACCGAGAUCGUUAUUAGAAAGUAUUUCUAUGUUAUAAUGUUAAGAUAAAUAUAUUUUAUAUUUAGUCAGACGAAAAGUAAUCACGUUGCUUUUAUAUCAUUUGCUUAA